CCUCACCAUGGUCCAGUGAAAUUCUCGCCCAAGAUGAUAUCACCUCUCGGGGAGAUGAGAAAAUCCCCAGGACGAUUUCUAAGCAUCGGCGUCAAACACCGACCAAUCGCCGGCGAAAAUCACGACAUUACAUUGAAUAUAAAUACUUCACAUACAACUCCCACACGUUCUCACCGAAAGCUAACCUCAGCACCUCUCUCGAUCAAAGUAAACAUACCAACUGAUCAACUGAUAUAAUGGCCAGCAAACCCUUCGCCAUCAUCGCCGGCGUCGGCCCAGGAACAGGCGCCUCCAUCGCCCGCAAAUUCGCCAAAGCCUACUCCGUCGUCGUCCUAGCCCGCAACCCCAAUAACUUCAACCCCGUCGUCGACGAGAUCAACGCCGCCGGCGGCCAAGCAACAGGCAUCAGCACCGACCUCUCCGACACCAACAGCAUCAACUCCGCAUUCGAAAAGAUAACCCAACAAUACGCCAACACCCCCCUCGCAGCGGCAGUCUUCAAUUCGGGUGGCGGCUUCGUCCGCAAACCCUUCCUAGAACUAACAGAAGAAGAAUUCGUCUCGGGCUACAACAGCCAAGCAAAAGGCGGCUUUAAUUUCGCCCAACGCACCCUCCCCCUCCUCCAAAAAGCCUCCGGACUCCCCCACCCGCCCACAUUAAUCUUCACCGGCGCAACAGCCAGCGUAAAAGGCUCCGCCACAUUCUCGUCCUUCGCAUCGGGCAAAUUCGCCCUCCGCGCGUUGGCGCAGUCCCUGGCAAGAGAGUUUGGGCCUAAGGGUGUGCACGUCUCGCAUGUUAUUAUUGAUGGGGUGAUUGAUAUUCCGAGGACGAAGGCUUGGACUUUCGAACAUGAGGAUGCGAAGUUGGAUCCUGAGGCUAUUGCGGAGUCGUAUUGGCAUUUGCAUGCGCAGCCGCGGACGACGUGGGGCUUUGAGUUGGAUUUGAGGCCCUAUGUAGAGAAGUGGUAAUUUGGGGUUUUGGGUAUUGCUCAAGGAAUGGUUUAAACAGGGUGAGAUAUAGUAGUUUGCAUGAUCUAUGAGUUUUAAGACU
Molecule: messenger RNA, 1050 nt
Organism: Aspergillus alliaceus
Lineage: Eukaryota; Fungi; Ascomycota; Eurotiomycetes; Eurotiales; Aspergillaceae
Product: oxidoreductase, short chain dehydrogenase/reductase family
Exons: 4
Coding region: 237-968 (243 amino acids)
Source: RefSeq, a predicted model, not a curated record